AGUGCAAAAAUGUCUUCCGUGAUUUUCCCUUUUGUGUAAUUUCUCCCCAGGGUGUACGCCGAAUGAUCCAUCGAACGUCCCCUGUCGGGCUCAUGAUACGGUCCCAACCUGCCGCUUCACGAUACGCAGAAACAGUCUCGUCUCCUCAGAACCUCUGCGGAGUGAACCCCAGAGCUCGUUGAUGUUGAUGGGUUCUGCAGUCUCCAGUUGUUCCCGUUCACAUAAAAGUCUCUCUCAUCUCCGAUCUGCAAUUAGACAGAGACAUGCGUCUCUCUCUCUCUCUCUCUCUCUCUAAGACCAGACCAGAGUCUCUUUCUUCAGACACCCACCCUCCGUCUUCAUCAAACAGUUCUCGUCUGAAUUAGCUCCGUUUACUUCUUCUUUCCACCAUCUUCUCGCUGAGUUGGGCUUGUAAAUUCUGCAACUUCACUCGCUGUAAAAAGUCCUACAAUGUCAGAUGUCCUAGUCUCCGCCGAACAAACAUCAAUAAAAAGGAAAAUCUAAUCUAUCUUGGACCAAACCCCGGAAUCUGCUCGGGCGCGGCAACUGCUAAAGCUUCGAGUUUUAAGCCUUGCGAUGCUUCGUCGGAGCUCAUAAUCCGCUUCCUCGCUUCUGGGUUCUUAAGAAAAAGAAAAAUGAGGAACCGAGAUAUUUCCCACGACGAUUUGGAACAGGGGUGUCGUCGUCGCAGUGGCUCGAGCGCCGAAGACGACGAGAGCGCGUGCUUCUCAGACGCCGAGGAUGGCGACGGCUCCGGCUCCGGCUCACGCCGCUCCCAGUUCUACUCCACCGCCGGCGGGUCCUACGACGAGUACAGCUUUGCCUGCGCCUCAGAUCGCGAGGCGACGGCCUCGGGAGCGGGGGGCCCAUCCUCCGGGUCGGAGCGGUCGGUGGAGAUCGAGGUGGUGGAGAGAGAAGCGAAUGUACAUUUGGGGAAGGAGGAGAGGGAUUGCAGGAUUUGCCACUUGGGUUUGGAGAGCAACAGCCACGAGUCCGGUGUCGCCAUCGAAUUGGGUUGUGCUUGCAAGGACGAUUUGGCUACUGCGCACAAGAACUGUGCCGAGACGUGGUUCAAGAUCAAGGGCAACAAGACCUGUGAGAUCUGCCAGUCGGUUGCACGUAAUGUGUCUGGUGCAAGUGAGAUAGAGAUGACAGAGCAGUCGAAUGAAACCCAUAGUGCCACAGCUACAUCUGCAGUCUUGGCCCCGAUACCUCCUUCUGAAACCCAAAGCUUCUGGCAUGGCCAUCGACUGCUAAAUUUUCUGCUCGCUUGCAUGGUAUUUGCAUUUGUCAUAUCAUGGCUCUUCCACUUCAGAAUGCCAUCCUCGUGAAUUUAUGUAUCUGGUUCUUUCAAGGACAUAGUACAAAGAAAAGGGAGAAAGAGAUUGAGUGAGUUGUAAAAAGAGCCUGCAGGGCGCGUUUCAAGGUAGUUGGUGCUUGAGUAUAGGUUAGCCAUGAGCUUCUCGGUGUUUACGUGGGUCAUCGUGUGAUUUCAUGUGCUUUUUCGUAAUUGUCAUUGUCCGACUUAUUCGUCCAUGCAACCAUUCCCCCAGAAUAUAUAGGUUCAUAAUCAUCAGGGUACGAACUUGAUCUACUUCCGCUGUCAACCCAAUUUGAGUCUUGGGUGGAGUUGUAAAUAAGAUAAUAUCUCCACAAAACAUUCUGCAGAGCAGGUGAUCUUGUGUUAUUAUGUUCUUUUUCUCCGCAACCCGAGUUUGUGUGCUCCUGUAUUUUGACUCUAUUUCUGGUACGAGUAAGAGAAAGGAGGAUCUAGUGUUCUCGAA
Rhodamnia argentea is the source of this 1784-nucleotide messenger RNA. RefSeq lists its product as uncharacterized. NCBI's taxonomy places the organism in Eukaryota, Viridiplantae, Streptophyta, Magnoliopsida, Myrtales, Myrtaceae. The transcript is spliced from 2 exons. Gene Ontology annotation, molecular function: zinc ion binding. The coding region runs from base 636 to 1331 and encodes 231 amino acids. The record is from RefSeq and is a predicted model, not a curated record.